UGCUCUUCAGUCUGUUUCGUGACGCGUAGAAGUGAACAUGUUAUCGCGUAGUGUCAUUCAACUGAGCAGGUUUCCAUCAAAAUCGGCUGUGGUCCAACAGCAGCACAGGUGGCUCAAAGUCAAUAGUCGAGCAGCAAGCUAUGAUUCCAGUACUGGCUCGCACGACGGAUCCCAAGAUGCUAGUAGUAGUAGCAGUAGCAGCUUACUAUCCACUGCUGCCACGAUCGUUGGAGGCUCGCUGCUAACCUACCUGAUUGUGAAGAAGCUGAAGGAUGACUCGGCGAAAGUGUACGCAAAAGCUGCCACCGAUUCAUCAAACGCACCGAGUGCACAAAAAGAUAUUAGCAAGGCACACAACGAGCUUCGCCGCGAUUUGCCGGUGUAUGCGAUGGAAGAUGUUGCCAAGCACAAUUCCCCACAGGCCGGCAUUUGGGUGACGUACGGUAUCGGUGUGUACGACAUUACCUCGUUCGUGCCGCAACAUCCAGGCAGCGAUAAAGUUAUGCUUGCCGCAGGCAGCGCCAUCGAUCCAUUUUGGCACAUCUUCCAGCAGCACAACACCAAGGAGAUCCUCACUCUGCUCGACACGUUCCGCAUUGGAAACCUCAAGGAAGAAGACGUGAUCUCAACCAAGGAUCAGGCAAACCCCUGGGCCGCUGAACCAAAGCGGCACGCUAUACUCAAACCGGCCACCCAAAGGCCAUUCAACGCGGAGCCUCCAGCGUCAGUUUUGGUCGAUGCGUUCCUCACACCGAAUGAGUUCUUCUACGUCCGGAACCACCUCCCGGUACCGGAGGUCGACAUCAAGGAGUACGAGCUGGAAAUCGACGUGGAAUUGACUGCUAAAACGAAAAGCAAAUCGUUUAAAUACGACGACCUACGAAAGCUUCCGAAGCACACGGUCACCGCUACGAUCAUGUGCGGAGGUAACCGUCGAGGAGAAAUGAUGGAAGUCAAACCGAUCAAGGGACUCGCUUGGGGUCCAUCAGCCGUUGGAAAUGCCCAAUGGACCGGUGUGCGAUUGGCAGAUGUGCUGAAAGCCAUGGGUGUUGUGUCGGAUGAAACCAGUCACGUCCAUUUCGAGGGAUUAGAUACGGAUCCGACCUCCACGCCGUACGGGGCAUCGAUUCCUCUGUCCAAGGCCAUGGAUCCCCGCGGUGAUGUGAUCCUGGCGUAUGAGAUGAACGGUCAACCACUGAACCGUGAUCACGGCUACCCGGUGAGGGUGAUCGUUCCCGGUGUUGUUGGGUCCCGGAAUGUCAAAUGGUUAGGUCGGAUUGUCGUAUCUAAGGAGGAGUCCGGUUCCCAUUGGCAGCAGAAUGAUUACAAAUCGUUCAGUCCCAGCACCGAUUGGGACACGGUUGAUUUCAAAUCUGCUCCGGCCAUUCAACAUAUGCCGGUUACGUCGGCUAUUUGUGCUCCUGCCAAUGGAGACAAGCUCAAGUCGGAGGAUGGCUACAUCACGGUAAAAGGGUACGCUUGGUCCGGCGGUGGUCAGGAGGUAAUUCGAGUCGAUUUGACGGCUGACGGUGGAAAAACUUGGAUUGUGGCAGACCUGGAUCAGGUGGAAAAGAAUACCGGUAGGGGAAGACACUGGUCGUGGUCUUUGUGGACGGCAAAGAUACCCGCUAAAGCGGGUCAGAAGUUGGAAGUUUGGUCCCGAGCCGUAGACGAUAGUUACAAUUCACAGCCGGAGACGUUCAAGAAUAUUUGGAAUUUACGGGGCGUGGUGGGCAAUGCCUACAGUCGCAUCAAGGUCGAGGUUAAGUGAGAUGAGAUUUUUAGCUACCGUUAAAGGUUUAGGGGAAAGUGGGGCAGUUUGUGGCCACCCUACUUAAAGUCAGCUAAUUGUAUAUAUUUUACAAUAAUCUCUUGUAAGCGUAAUGAUUGAGGCCAUGAUUUAUAUGGGACCAGGAACUAUCCAGUUGAUUGGAAAUUAUUAGGGUGGCAAAACUGGUUCAUCUCCCCC
Ochlerotatus camptorhynchus is the source of this 1969-nucleotide messenger RNA. It is a transcript of the gene shop, whose product is annotated as shopper. The transcript is spliced from 4 exons. The record is from RefSeq and is a predicted model, not a curated record. Gene Ontology annotation, biological process: sulfur compound metabolic process. Lineage: Eukaryota; Metazoa; Arthropoda; Insecta; Diptera; Culicidae. Bases 38 to 1771 code for a protein of 577 amino acids. Gene Ontology annotation, molecular function: molybdenum ion binding; heme binding; sulfite oxidase activity. Gene Ontology annotation, cellular component: mitochondrion.